UGCCUUUGUUAGAGAAAGGUUUUUAACAAGAAAAUGAGAGUUGUUUUAAUGUGGAUGAGAGAAAGGUUUGUCAUCAUGUGUCUGCACUGUGCCACUUCCCCAUUUAUGCAGUCCCCUUGUUCAAAUUCAAAUGGCCAUUUCCCACUACCCAUUCUCCUCUCAAGCAAUUUUCCUGCAAGACUAAACAGAAUUAACCAUGAAUACACCAUGGAUAAUGACCGAGUUUAUGAGAUGGCGACUCAGGGACUGGUCAUCUUGUUUCUUGGCCUGCAGAUUUCCUCCGGGUACCUAAACAAAACCCGAGCUUCUUUUCUCUAGCUUAAUCUGCCUUUAGUACCAAUUAAUAAUAAGAAUAAGUGGGCAUUUAAUUUUUCAAAUUCAAAAUCUCUUUAACGGUCACAAAAUCUUCAAUGUCUCUAUAAUAUUUUAGUAUGCUUCUUGCAGAUGAUGAUCAGGCCAUCUACCCAUCAUGAACAAGGUUUCUGACGUCAAGAAGGAUGAGAAGAGAGGCAAAAGGGCUUGCAAAACAUUGCCAUGGCGAAACAAAAAUGGAAAUGAGAAACGAGUAAACCAGGAAUUUACACUGGACAGAACCACUGUUUCAAUGCAAAAUAAGAGUAAUAACUCAGGCUGGCCGCAUUUUCAAGAUGAGGACUUCAUAGUUUUCUGCUUUAAAGAGAAUGGUGCAUUUGAUGUUGUGAAAGAUGGCAAGCCAGAAGCUUUUGAGCUCUUUGAUUCUGGGCAGAGAAGUCCAAGGCCUGUCAUUAGAAAGGAAGAGGAAGAGCAGAAGAGUUACUUGGAUGUAGAGUCGCAUUCUGUUACCAGCUCCAGGAGCUAUAAAUUUGAAGAAGUGGGAAACCAUAGGAUGGUGUCUGUGGAAUCGAGCGACUCCAAUCAAUCAGAAAGCAGCACAGAGUCUUUUUCCUUUCCUAUAUUGCACUGGGAGCUGACGGGCAGUCCUGAACAGAUGUCAAUAUCAGAGGGCCAAUACACAAGGAAGCACAAACUAACUUGUGCUCAUUUUCACUGUUGGAAAUUCUAAUCUCAAAAUUUCUGUAAUUUUUUAUUCUUUAUAAGGAAAUCACUUGUUUGACCAUAUAAUUAUUUGGACUCUAUCCUUCAAUUUAUUUCCCUUUUUUACAAAAAAAAACAAACCAACCAAUAAACUUUAGCACAUUGGUACUGAACUUGUCUUAAGGGUCAAGUGAUUUCAAAUUUAUAACUCAAUCGAAGCAUAGGUUCAAGAUAUUCUACGACCACAUUUACCUUAAGUGUCAAUAGCAACUCUCAGAAUCCUGUUAGCUUUUAUCACCCAAUGGAACAAAAA
This is a messenger RNA of Manihot esculenta (cassava), 1327 nucleotides long. Its product is annotated as protein BREAKING OF ASYMMETRY IN THE STOMATAL LINEAGE. The transcript is spliced from 3 exons. NCBI's taxonomy places the organism in Eukaryota, Viridiplantae, Streptophyta, Magnoliopsida, Malpighiales, Euphorbiaceae. Gene Ontology annotation, biological process: regulation of asymmetric cell division. The record is from RefSeq and is a predicted model, not a curated record. The coding region runs from base 470 to 1042 and encodes 190 amino acids.